GAGGCAUGGACAAUGCGGUGCCUCUGGAAGAUCAGCAGCCUUCACAAGCCAUUUGCAAUUUCUGCCCGCAUGUCCUCUUAAUAUCUGUAAUUUUGGAGAGUCCAUCAUCCACAACAAGAAUUGGCAUUUAAGGAUGUGUUCAGAGUUAGACUUCUAUUUUGCAGGUGAACUGCAAAUGAAACAGACCUAAUUCAUCUGUUAUGGUGAUGGUGGGAAAUCAUCUGACUGAACACUGACUGCUGAGGCGUUUUUGAGAAUGAGCAGGAGAGGGAGGAGGAGGAAUAGCAAGAGGAGGAAGAGCUCCAGCAGCAGUAAACAGAGUGUCUCACUGUUCGCCUGUCAAAAGCAUAACAAAAGUAUCGUCUGUGAUAAAGAUGACAUCACUGAAAAGUGUGAAACAGACUCUUUUCGAAAGGAAAAUGUUUUGUCCGGAUCAGACGAGCAGGACGAAUAUGAUGAUGUAACAAGCAGGGAUAAAAAAUUCAAAGAAGAUUUUCAUCUUAAUUCUUUUGAAAACCAAAGUAAUCCAUGUACCACAGAAGAUAAUGAGAAAAGAAUGAGGGUAGUCACAUCAGUGUCUAUUGAUGACAUAAAAGAUUCACCCCCAAGGAUCAUAUUUCAGCAGUCACAAGAGCCAUUAACUGAAGAUCCCACCAGUUCAGCGACAUCAGUAACUAAUGUAAUGAAAAUCAACUGUUCUGGCGCAUAUGUGAAGCUUGAAAUUCAAGAGGUACUACAAAUUGAUACCUCUGGCAUCAAGACCACGCUUGUUCUUCUCAAUCAAAAGGGAGAUAAUGCUGAGACUUGUUUCAAGAGCAAAUGUGAGAGGACAUGGGCACCUAACAGCAAUCCAUCCAAGCAGUCAUCUCAGAAUCUGAAUGUGAUCAAUCAAAGUGUAACCCAAGACACCAUAAACUACAAUUUUAGUUUUGGCAGCACAAGUGAACAGAAGGAUGCUGAGAAGAACUCAAAAUGCGUUAUUCCAUCCAGAUUUUGCCACAGUUCAAACUAUUGCCAAUCCUGUUGUAAUAACAACACUGGCAUUACACUGGCAAGUCAGUCAUCAUGCCCAACACCGCUGUCAAAUUUCUGGCCUCAAGGGAAGAGGCCAUCUUUUUGCAGAAGCCUUAGUAGUGAUCAAUUCCGGGACAUUCCACCACCCCGUGAGUUUGCAGAUAUUUCAUAUAGUACUUUAGAGGACCUUACACAUGACCUAGCUUCCUGUAGGAUUGGUGCCUGUGGUUCCACUGAAAAUCAGAAAGGGAACUUUAACCCCACCCAGACCACAAUGUAUCAUCAGGAACCUGGUGGCCAAUGUUCACUGGAUGAUGAUGAGAGUGAAGAUCUGCCACAUUGCUUUGAUCAAUUAUCCGAAUCAGACAACUUUGAGCCCAUGUUUAUGAGACCCUCAUCUUUUAGCAGGUCAGGCUUUACCAAAGAUUUCAUCGACAAUCACGAGAAAACCUGGAUCCGAAACAAUAGCAUCGCCACUGUAGAACACAAAGCAUGUUCAUUACCAAAAAAAAGGAGGCAAACAUUUCCAGGAAUGACAGAGGGCUCAAGCUCAAUGCAGGAGGACGUUCUUCCUUUUAGGGAGUCCUUUUCUUCAGGCACUAUCUCCUCUUUGAUAAUGCAAUCCCUUCCUCUUCAAGCUGAAAGACUGGGAAGGUUUUACCAGAGGGAUGAUGGGUUGUCUCCUUUUGGAACAGAAUGUUAUGAUUCUUCAGAAACCAGAGGCAGUUGUAAACAUAGCCCAGAAGUUCCAAAGAGCCAAAUCGGGAAGCAGCCGCCCAUAAAUCCAUUCUACCCCACCAAGUUUGAGGAGAAUACUGAGGACAUGUUCAUGAUAAAGGAACAUUUUCAAGAGCAGAGCAAGAAUACAUGCCAACCUCUUGAAGCUCUUGGACAGCAUGAAAUGGACUUAAAAGAGAGUGUUUAUAACGACAUGGAAAAUCGGAAUGACUAUGAUGGUGGAGAUCAAAUGGAGCCGUGUAGUAGAGUAGAGAGUGGGUUUGAUGAAGAGAUAGCUGAGGUAGGAUAUCAAAACCCAGGGCUUGUUGCAGAUGAGUUCAGUCAAAGAGCCCUAGUUAUUCAGGUUAUCCCUCCAUCUCCUUGUGGCUCUGAGGAACACAUAUUAGAAACCAAUUCAGCAAAACAAAUCGAAAAGCAAGUCAUGCUGGACACCAGGGCCAAAGAGACAAAACAAAGCAAUUCACUUUCUGUACAAACCAAACCUAGAAAAAGCUCAGUCAUGACCAUUACAGUAGGUACAUCUGAGCAAAGAUACCUGCAGGUGGACUCAAAAUUAUCAGAUGGCGGUUCUACAGAGAAGCAUCAAAGGGUCAACUUUAACUCUGCUUCAGAAGAACCCUGCAUGUCUCUUGUAGCAGACAUGAAUGAGGUUGAUACACUGAGAAAUACUGAGGUCAACCAACCACCAGAGGAAGCUCAACCAACAUCAAGAAGGCCCUCUGCUGCAAAAACAAGUAUCUUCAGCCCCCCUCUUUCACAGAUUGUUGAGGAGAGGAAAGACCCACAGUUAGAAAACACAAGGAGGGGUACAGAGGAUUUAGAAAUAUCUGCAAACACUCAAUUAUGUCUUCCCAAUGGCUCCACUGAUCAAGAAACAGAAAGCCACAAAAAAGAGUAUCUCUGUAAAACCGACAAGGUAGAAAAACAGAAUGUAUCCAAAUCUUCCUCAGAGAUGAAAGAUCAUUUGAAACUGAUUCAUAUAGACCAAGACAGCAGUGGAUCUGACCACUGGGCAAAGAGGCGCAAACUCUUCAAGGACAGCAAGCAGUGGAGCUCAGCUGGGGGAAGUUCAAUAACUAGUGACAUUACAGAAGAAUCAGUAUCAGAGGACACCCGCUCUAUGGACAUGACAAUGAAAGACAUUGAAGCCAGGGGCUUUUAUACAGAGACUUUCCACUCUGCAGCAUGGAUUUACAGAGGAGAUGAUGUUAGUUCAGAUGCUAGUCCUCCCAGCCUCAGCACCAGGCCUCGAAUUGUCUCAAUUCGUGAGAGGACUGUCAAGAUCAGCAAAGGGAUGGGAGAGUAUCCAUGGGGCUUCCGGAUACAGUUUUCUAAACCCAUUGUGGUUACUGAAGUUGACACAAAUGGUGCUGCCGAGGAGGCAGGGUUGAUGGUGGGAGACUAUGUCUUGGCUGUUAAUGGAACUGAUGUGACCAGUGUUCCCCACUCUGAGGCCGCUGAUCUGGCCAGGCAAGGUCCAGAUGUUCUGACUUUAACCAUUGGGUCAGACAUUGCCCGUGCUCCUAACACCCCCCGACCAGCAUGUCGGGGUUACCUUCACAAGCGCACCCAGUCUGGACUGAUUAAAGGCUGGCGGAAGAGAUGGUUUGUACUGACACAUGACUGCUGCCUCUACUACUACCGACACAAGCGGGAUGAAGGGAGGAGACCUGCUCUGUCAGCAGUGAAGCUGGAAGGGGCUGAAGUUGGACCAGACGUUUCUCUGGGAAAACCAUUUGUGUUCAAGUGCUGCCCCCUCUCCGGCAAUCGAGUGUAUUUCUUUUGUGCUACUUCCAACCAAGAGAUGAAAAGGUGGCUGGAGGCUAUGGAAAAAGCUGUUCACCCCAUUACACAGAACCACGUGUGGGUGGAUGUGACCAGACACAACUCCUGUUUGCCCCCUCUGGCUGUGAAAAGUCCUGAGUGUCUGGGACUGCUUCACCAGAUUGACAAGAACAAGGACAGCUGGGUGCAGCACUACUGCAUUCUGAAAGAUGGCUGCCUCUACUUCUACAGUGGCAUCCGCUCAACUCAUGCUCUGGGUGGGAUUUACCUUCAUGGGUACAUGGUGAGGGAGCAGUCUUUUGGAUCCAAGAAGUCCGCCAUUGAGCUGAAGCCUCCGUCUGAGGAGUUCAAGACAUUCUAUCUCUGUGCUGAAAAUGCCACUGAAAAUAAACGGUGGAUUGUAGCUAUCAAAACAUCAAUAAACAAGUGGCUGCCAUUACAUCAGGCCAUCCAGGACUAUAUGAGUCGACCACCAGAAGAGACAAGAAUGUGAACCAGAAUCCCAAUACCAGGACUGUUGUCUUUGCUUGGGUUUUGGUCCACCUAUGUCAUUAUCUAUGAGAAUGAAAUAUAAAUUGCAUUUUAUUUGCAUUGAAUGUUUCUGUGAUUUUUUAUGCAGUGAUCAGCCAAGUGGCUGAGAGAAAAGACAGACUUGUUCUAUGGACUCAUGAAAUUCAAAAUAUAAAAGCUAUCCAUAGAGUGCUGUAAUGACUGGUUGUGUGCAGAACAGUUUGACUGACUUGGAGGCCCCAGACAAAGACCAACAUGAGGCCCGAUGCCACUUUGCAAUCUUGGCUAGUCAAACAAAUGUGUUACUGUAUUAUUAUUGUGUAUAUGUAUUAUUAUAUUACUGUUGAUAAGUGCAAAUAAACUAAAAUAAAAUAAAUAAAUAAUACAA
This is a messenger RNA of Myripristis murdjan (pinecone soldierfish), 4435 nucleotides long. It is a transcript of the gene pdzph1, whose product is annotated as PDZ and pleckstrin homology domains 1. The transcript has 14 exons. Lineage: Eukaryota; Metazoa; Chordata; Actinopteri; Holocentriformes; Holocentridae. Gene Ontology annotation, molecular function: protein binding. Bases 257 to 4030 code for a protein of 1257 amino acids. The record is from RefSeq and is a predicted model, not a curated record.